AUGUGGAGUGAGCAGGUGUCUUCUGUGGAACCCUGCUGUACGUUGCACCACAGCAGUGUGUCUGUCCUGCAGCUGGAGGAACACAUCAUUCGUCUCCGGGAGGAGCUGGACCGAGAGCGGGAGGAGAGGAGCUUCUUCCAGCUGGAGCGGGACAAAACCCAGGCGCUGUGGGACAUCUCCAAGAGGAACCUGGAGGAGACGAAGGCCGAGCUCAGGAACCGACACAGGGAGAAGGAGGAGGCCGAGGAGCGCCACCGAGUGGAGAUCACAGUCUACAAGCAGAAGCUGAAGCACGUUCUGUCUGAGCACCACAACACGACCACUGAGCAGAAGCUGGAAGGGGUGGCCUCGUCCUCACUGGUCCAGAACCGGCACCGGGAGGCGGAGCUCGGGCUGCGCAGAGAUGUUCACGGCCUGCAGGCAGAACUCAGGGAGAAAAAGCUCCACAGCGAGAACUCCAUCAAGGAGCUGAAACUGAAACACCAGGUGGAGCUGAUGGAGCUGAACAACGAGUACGACCGCAGGAUCCGAGAAAUGGAGGCAAAGUUCCACCAGCAGAUGCAGUCGCUGAUCACGGUGGAGGAGAAGCGGCGGCGGGCCGAGGUGGCCGAGCUGGACGACCAGAUGAAGAGUCGCAUUGCGGUUCUGAUCGAGAACCAGGACCGGGCUGUGCGGGGAGCCGAGGAGUACUACACUUCUGUUCAAAAUAAACUGCUGGCGGACCAGAACCUGCUGAAGGAGGAACUGGCUGAGGUGCAGAAGCGGCAGGCGCGAGCAGACAAAGAACUUUCAGCAGCUCAGCAGGAGAACCGGCGUCUGACGGAGGUUCUGCAGGAGGCGGAACACAAGAAGCAGGAACUGCAGAAACGGGUGCAGGAACACGACGAGGCCGAGGCCAGGAGGGCGGUGAGCCGGGCUCAGGUGAAGCUGAUGGAGAAGGAGCUGCGAGACCUGACGGUGGAGCACGAGCUGCUGCGCCAGGCCUGCCACAAGGUGGAGCGGGAGCGGGACGAGCUGCUGAGCCGGCAGACGCAGGCGGUUCUGGACCUGCAGCAGAGCAGCGGGCUGAAGGAGAUGCUGCUGCAGAGGAAGCUGGCGGCGCUGACCCAGACUCUGCAGAAGAAGGAGGCUCAGCUCUGCGCCGCUCUGUCCGUCUGCAGCACCGAGCCACAGGCCAGAACCAGCGCCGCCAGCAGGCUGGAGGAAGUCCUGCAGCGUCAGCAGGCGUCGGUCCAGUCGCUGCAGCAGGACUUGGGUCAGGACUGUCAGGAGUACGAGGAGCUGCUGCUCACCUGUACGGACAGGCUGAAGGCUCUGGGCGUCCCUCUGCACGACUUCCACUUCAGGCCGGCCGAGCAGAUCCAGAACAGAACGACACCGAAACCCUGAGCUGGAGCUGGGAGGCGACUGUCCGGGCUCCUGGUUACACCUGCUCACACCUGGUUACACCUGCUCACACCUGGAGACGAGCUGCACGUCUUCAUCUG
Stegastes partitus (bicolor damselfish) is the source of this 1487-nucleotide messenger RNA. Its product is annotated as growth arrest-specific protein 8-like. The transcript has 10 exons. Gene Ontology annotation, molecular function: microtubule binding; small GTPase binding. The record is from RefSeq and is a predicted model, not a curated record. The coding region runs from base 1 to 1389 and encodes 462 amino acids. Gene Ontology annotation, biological process: flagellated sperm motility. NCBI's taxonomy places the organism in Eukaryota, Metazoa, Chordata, Actinopteri, Pomacentridae. Gene Ontology annotation, cellular component: Golgi apparatus; motile cilium; microtubule.